Prunus armeniaca (apricot) is the source of this 1131-nucleotide messenger RNA. NCBI's taxonomy places the organism in Eukaryota, Viridiplantae, Streptophyta, Magnoliopsida, Rosales, Rosaceae. The record is from the annotation of a GenBank genome assembly.
AUGUCAACCUUUGUUCAUAUGGAGGCUUCGCUCAUCGUGUUGAAAGCCGAUUUGCCCAAGUGGACUUCCAUGCCUAAGUUGCAGUUUCUUCAGAUCCAAGCAUUCAAAUUUUUGACUGUUAAAGUGGCAGAGCAGAAUGUCAAGUUCUGGAGUUUAGACAUCAAUGUCAUCAUUAUUUCAUACAAAGGCGGCGGGGAAGAACACGACUCAUUCCUCAAAUCCUCCUCACAGAGUGAGAUAUACAGCACACACUUAGAAAUGUUAGCUUUUGUGCAGAUCAAUGCGCUGUUGUGGACUGAUAUACUAGCUGCAUAUGCAAUGUGGAUGACCAUGGCAUACUUAACUGACGCAUGGAAGCUCAACCUCAAGCACGCCGCUGCAAUUAUCAAUUUGUUCUGGGGCAUGGCGGCCAUAAUGCCAGUGGGCUUGCAAUUUUUUGUGGAUACUUUCAUGGGUUACUAUUGGAUGGUCUUGCUCUCCAGUUUUUCCUACAUCGCUGGCUUAGGUUUUCUGUCAAUGUUAACACCACCAGACCUUGCUGCUGCAACAGCCACUUGCAGCGCAUAUGAUCCCGAGUGUAUCGGCCAAGGGCAAAAAAUCCUCUUUUUCACAGCUUUAGCUCUAAUAGCUGUGGGAUUUUCUGGUCACUUAGUCUCUGUACCACAAUUCAUGGCUGACCAGGACUCACACUCAAACCGUAGGGACAGCAGCCUCCGUCACUUGGUCAUAAGCUUUAUGGUGAUCCAUGUCCCUAUAGCGGCUUUUGCUAUCUAUUAUGGCAUCCCUGCCAGAAAAAGGGGUUUGUCUUCAGCAGGGAAAGGGUCUGGGCCUUCAAUAAAGGCUAGCCUGCAGAAGACAAAAAUAAGGGAAACAGUCGUUAAGCUCCGGGCACCGAUGUGGUGCCAGCCGAAGGCUCUCCGAUGCUUAAGUCAGCUAAGAAGGGUAACUUUUGCAGAGGAAGUGAAAGUGGGAGGUUGGUGUAGAUUUCCGAUGUGGGACUUUGUGCAAGUCGCCGCGGUGUCGGGAGUUUCGGCAGGUGCUUGGCACCUCGGAAGAGUGUCUUCCUUCGGCAGGAGAGAAGGCGUGUCUGCCUUGGUGCUAGUUGUUUUGAGACUGGAUAUGCUCGGUUGA